AUAUGGCGUUGGUAAAUGUCUUAUUUAUCAACAUUGGGAAUGUAUUUUGGAUUAUUUCGGGAUGGAGGUAGACUUUGUGAUGCGACACUUUGUUACAGAGUUGUCCGAACUUGGUAUACACCUCUAUAAGGUGGUUUGAAUAUGCAAAAACACUUUUUAAAGUGACCUCAAUUUUCUUUGAUCGCAUUUGUUUAGAAUCGAUUUGCUAGCAAAAACAUGGCUGCCCUGUGUUUGGAUUGUGACAGUGCAACGUCAAACAUUUGUCUUCUGAUAGUAUGUGGUAGAUUUCGUUAAAACCAGAACUAGCUGUAUGCAUAUUGUUAUUUUUAGAGUGUUUUAAAACGUAGAAUAAUGGAAGAGAAGCACAAGGAGCUGCUAGAGUUGCACAGACAGAAGUUUCAUGCAGUUGAUGUUGAGCGACUGUACCCAAUUUUACAAGGGGCAGAUGUUUUGACAUCUGACGAGGUCAAGGAAGUUAACAGCCAGAAUUCCAAAAUUGCUAAAGUGGAAAAGUUUUUAGAUAUUCUUCCCCAGAAGGGCAGUUUAGCCUUUGAAAGUCUCUGUUUAGCUCUUGAAACUUGUUAUCCCCACCUUCUGACUGUCAUGUUUCUUGGGAGCAGUCGAGCAACUUCAGACUCUCGGUCGACGUCUCUGACAUCGGACUCUGAGGAUGAUAUGCGUCUUCGACCUCUUGUUGCAGACACUAGAUCACAAGAAUUCCGAAUGUCUUCACUGGGAACAGUUCGAAAAGUGAUUCCCUCUCACCAGUAUGACCCCAACAGUACAAGUAACAGCUACCCAACACUGAGCGAUUCGCAGCAGAGCCCCGGACCCAUGGAUGUCCUCCAGCCCUCCGUGCGUUCAUCGAGGGAUUACGACGGGCUGAGGAUGCAGUGUGAGUACGCCAUUAAUGAACUGCAAUCGAUGAAACAGCAGCAUGCAGAUGCUGUCAAUCGGUACGGACAGGUCGCCAUGGAGGCUGAAUAUCACCGCAAACGCUGCAAGUCAUCGCAGACCAAACAGACACAGCUCACUAACGAACUGCAGUCUUUGAAAUCAGAAAAUCUGGAGAUUGUGAACGAGCGGAAAAAACUGGAAGAGCAGGUGAUUAAUUUGCAAAAGUUACGAAAAGAAGACCGGCAAGAAAUUUCUGAUUUAUGGAACCAGCACCGGAAGUUUGUGAACGAGCGUGUGUCCAACAACGAGAUAGACGAAAUCUGCAGUACGGUGAUGACCAAGUUUGAGGAGAUGAAGACGGAGUACGAAGCUCUGCGGGAAAGGUACGACGAGCUGGCCUUGACCCACACCAGUGUCGUCAGCCAGCUCGAGUUCCUAACUGAGGAGAAACGACGAUCUCAGAAACAGAUGGAAGAACUGUGUGUCGCGCGUGACUCCGCUAUGAUGGAAAGAAAUGGACUGCAGCAUCAGUGUACGUCUGUGAUACAAAACUGGAACGAACGUUUGCUCGAGUGCAAUCAGCUGAAGGACAAAUUGACGCGAAUAACACAGCAGCGAGACAAGUGGAUUGUCGAUUACAAUCAGGCUGUACAGAAGCAGUUCUCGAUUAAGAAAGAAAACGAGGCAAUGCAGAAGGAAAAGGAUGAAGCUGUGAAAAAUUACGCUUUAGUUCUGUCAGAAAGGGACACUGUUCAUAAUGAAAUUGAACAGCUGCAGGAGAAACUGAACAGUGCCUUGAAACGAAUUGAGAUGUUUGAGCAGGAAAAGAAAGAUAUCGAGAAUGAGCGUGAGACGCUGCGACGUGAAAUAUCGUCGGCUCUCCAGGACCGAGACAAAUACAAGCGUGAGAGGAACGAGGUCAGUGGAAUGAAGCUUGAGGUUGAGCAGCAGCGAAAUGAAUUUCACAAGGAGUACUUGCUGAUGUCGCAGGAGCGUGAUAUAGCACGGAAGGAACGGCAUGAGGCCCUGGACCACAUUGACAGGAUCAUUAAGGACACGUACGAAAAGACACAGAAAGAGAAAGCGGAAGAGAUCGACCACGUCACCAAGGAAACUGAUUCACUGAAGAACCAGAUUGAAAAAUUGCGUCAAGACCUUAGCGAUGCCCUGCAAGAAGCGGAGAUAGCAAAGAAGCGUCGAGACUGGGCGUUCGGUGAGCGUGACAAAAUCGUCCAGGAGAGGGAGAGUAUCCGCAGUCUGUGUGACAACCUACGCCGCGACCGUGACCGUGCCGUCAGUGACCUGGCUCAGGCCUUGAGGGACUCGGACGACACCAAGAAACAGAAGAUCGAGGCCUGCAAGGAACUCAAGGAAAUAAAAGAAAAGUAUGAAGCGUUGGCUGAGAGAGAAUCGCGGAAAACCCAGCUCAAUUCAAUAGGUCACAACCAUUCGCGAGACUCUGCCAUUGAUGCUGACCUCCAGGAAUGGGAAUCUGAGACUCUUGAUAUUGAACUGGAACCCUUUGAAGGUGCUGGCUAUGGAUUUGACAUCAUUGGAGGUCGCGAUGACCCCCAGUUUCAGAAUGAUCCAUCCAUAUACGUGUGUCAUGUUGCCAAGGCAGGUCCAGCAGAUGGCAAACUCAGAGUGAAUGAUUUGGUUCUCAAACUAAACAACUUGGAUGUGACAAAUGUCGACAGACGAUCAGCCAAGCAGGCGAUAAGGAAGCAAGGAACACUAAUAAUGGUUGUGAGAAGACGGAAAUCAACAAGUGCCAGAAUUUGGCAUCCUCUCCAGAUCACCUUGUCGUGUCAGAAAGAUCCUGGAAUUAGUAUUGAGCAAGGUUUGUUCAUUGCUCGCAUUAGUCCUGGAGGUAUGAUUGCCAAGGAUGGAAUUAUGCUGAGUGUUGGAGACCGCAUUGUCAAGAUAAAUGGAAAACCCACUGAUGGUAUGUCUGCCUAUGAAGCAAUGAAGACUCUAGAAAAGAGCAACAACCCGAUACACCUCGACAUAUGGCGCCAAGCUUCACCCAUGAACUCGGCCGGUUCAUCGCCGACGCCGACCAACCAGUCGUCCAUGUCACCUCUGUCGGAUCAGCCUCGUGUCCUGUCGGGGAUGAGUAAGUCGGACACCAUUCCUCAGCGUGCCGCCAUGUGGGACACUUCUAUGGACAGCAGUAACGGCGGUGUUGCCGGGAGCAACAAGAAUCUGAGAAGCCACGGUUCGCAGACGGACAGUUUGGACAGCCCGGGACCGAGUCCGAGAAAGGGAGGUGGCCGACAUCCUGUGCAUCACGACAUGGAGAAAGCGCGGCACAGUGUCCAUGUGUUAGACAGGGCCAUAGAGAAAGUGGAGAAGAUUUUCCGUCCCCGGCCCAAGAGUCAGGAGCGCAACCUGGAAUACUGUCUCACACCAGUGUUAAAAAGUGGCAGCAAGACUAAUAACUCGUGUGCAUCUCGGACAGCGUUAUCGAACGAAAAGACGGAAAAUGUGAUUGCCGAAUUCGAUGCUGUGUUAAAGCGAGACGAUCAUAGUAAAGAAAGCCGAUCGUCCAAGGGACGUAAGCGCGAACUGGAACAGGAAAGCAACAGUGGGACGUGGCCCAAAUCUCGGAACCAGCAACUAACGACGUUCUCGGGACCUGCUACUGUGAUAAUGCGGCCGUCGCAGCACCGGAUUAAAGAAAGGCCUUCGAUAAAGUCGUCGCCAUUCUUCGACCCUCCCACGAAUUUGUUCCUGCGUCAUGACCAUGAUAAAUCUCCGCAGGUGAAGCACAUAUCUCAGAACUCCGACUCCAGUGUUAAGUAUAACAGCUCCUGUUCCCCACCUCAGAACUCCGUGUUUGUGGCCAACGCGAAGGAAUCGCCGCUAAACAUUCCAGUGGGAGUUGUGAAGGGCACGCAGCAACCCAGACACAGUGUGUCUCAGUUCUCCCACAGCCAGACUUCCCAUGGCGAUCAGUAUCAGAUGCAUUCGCCGACGAGUUAUGUGCCGCCUCCUUUGGUGACCAGCUCGUCUUCGAGAGCAAUUGAGAAAUCGGUGAAGCAUCGGCGCCCAACCUCCGCUACCCAUCACAAGUCGGACAUUCACAAUCGUCGAUCCGCUUUCGUGCUGGCUUCGUCUCCGAGUUCUCACAGUUCGGAAAAACAGCAGAUGUUAAACUUUCGUCCGUCUUCUCUUCAAGUCCCAGAGUCUAUAAACUUUAUGUCGCCAGAUAAUCGUUUUGCUUUCCCGUUGAACUUAAAUGAAAAUCGGAUGUCGUCUCCUUCGAGUUCUAUUGGGAGCAACAUUGGGAGUCGGUUGUCACACCACAACCAUUCAAUCAGCCCUCAACCCCAGAACAUGCACAGUCGUUCGGGUCACUACCUCCCCCCGGCUGGUCCGAACCCAUACAGUCCAGGGUGUGUGUCUAGUCAACAAGUCAUGAGCAUGCCCUACAGCCUGCCCGCGUCUGUCAUCUCCGACAUCGACCUCGAGCGGCCGCCCUACUCGUGUGUGUCCGAUCGGUAUGGAUCUCCUAGUCUGUCUCAACAUAGCAGUACGACGCUGAGUGACGAGUACAUAAUGUACGACAGAGCAUCUCCCAUCGGUCCGUGUCUGUUCAACACACACAUCCACUCAACGCUGCCCAAACGAGGCAGGGACACCGAGAGAAUCCGCAUUCCUUCCAGCACCAGUGUCAGCAACAAAUCUGGCUCUGUAGAAAUUGUGUCUGAAAGAAGCAGCCCUAUCUCGCCAGUGUUUAGUGAACGGAUCGGCUACUUGAGAUCACCACUCACAGAAGAUGGAACCUCGCAGUAUAAGUGGAGGAAACCACUUCCUGGUGAUACUCGGACCAUCAACAUCGAGAAGAAUGCUGAACCGGUGGGAUUCAAGGUGGAAAAUGGACCGUCAGGAGGAAUCUUUGUGUCGUCUGUCAAUCAAAACAGUCUGGCUGCGGAAGCAGGGUUAUUUCCUGGGGACCAGUUGUUAGAGGUUUGUGGGAUCAACAUGAGAAAUGCCACAUUUGAUAAUGCUCUGACUGUGCUGCGACAGUGUGGAGAUAACCUGUCAAUGAAAGUACAGUUUAACCCGGAAAAAUACCGUGAGCAGCACGACACCUCAAGCGCGAGUUCCGUUUCAUCGAUGACGGUCGGCAGCAUGAGUCCGAUGAGUCCAAUUAGUCCAAUGAGUCCAGACCAUUCCCAGCCCCACUACCCCAUGUCAUCCCCCCGUGGCAGCGAUGCCUACUCCUCCCAGCGCAGCACCGACUACCGGCGCUGCGAGAUGCAUCGCCACGUGGACAGCAGGGACCACCACGACACCGCCAGCAGCACGUCGCUGGCCUCGUCCAAGGGUCACGUGACCAAGUCACCCUCUCACAGCCAUUCGUCUUCUCGGGGAAAGUCUAGCAGCAAUGACAGUACGUAUGAGCGUCCACGCUAUGUGACCCUAAAGAAAAGAAACCCAAAUAGCAGUAUUGGUUUCAGUAUUGUUGGUGGAAAUGCAGUGGGCAUAUUUGUCCACGAAGCCCCACAGGAAAGUCUGGUGGAAGGAGCAAACACAAUUCAACGAGGGGACCAGAUUCUAGAGUAUAACAGCCGAGAUUUUCGAUCAUUUACUGCGGAGCAGGCAGCCAUUGAGUUAUCAAAACCAUGUUCAGUGAUGCAGAUCCUAGCACAGUUCAAUCUAGCAAAGUACAACAAAAUACAGACCCAGCCUGGGGACUCCUUCUACAUCAAGUGCAACUUCGACCGGACCGCUGAAAAUGAAGGAGAGCUCACAUUUCGCCGUGACGAUGUAUUGCUGGUGGAGAACACUUUGCACCAAGGAUCCAUGGGAUCGUGGUAUGCCUGGCUGGUCGAUGACGAAGGCAAAAAGAGCAGAGGGGGAACAAUUCCAAACAAAAUUGGGUUGGACGACGAGGUACUGAGGAGGAGUUUGUCCGAAAGUAUGAGUCUGCAUGACUCUGACGAGAUCAAGCCGUCCUCUAGACGAGGCUCGGGCUCCACGCGGAGAAGUUUCUUCAGGAGGAAACGCCACCAAAGAAACAACUCCAAGGAUAGCCACGAUCUUGGAUCCUUUUCAGAUGCAUCCAUCAACAGUGAUUCAUUUCCAUUGCCUGAUGAUUCCAUAUUUGGAUAUAGUACUGUUGAACGUAUAGAAAGUUCGAUGGUUCGCCCCGUUCUACUGCUCGCUCCUCUGUCAGAUUCCAUCAUCAACAAGCUCAUUUCGGAAUCACCAGACAAGUACUGUUCCUGUCCAAUCACUGUGCUGAACUCGUCUGCCCACCAGAUGGAGCAGAGUGUGACGGAAGGCUGUAUCAUAGACUACUGGAAGAGAGACGACCAGCACGAGUGUAUCUAUGUCAGUUCUAUUAGAGAAGUCUGUGAUCGAAAAGUACACUGUUUGAUGAAUGUUGGCCCCUCUGUGAUUGAAAGACUACACCGACUAAAAAUAUAUCCUAUUGUGAUCUUUGUAAGACACAAAAGUCCUAAACAAAUCAGAGAUGUUCGUGACGUGCAGUUUCUUCCCGAGAAGUUGACGAACAAAUCGGCGAAAGAAUCUUUCGAACAGCACAAUAAGAUUGAGUCUGAUUACUAUCACUUGUUUUCUGUGGUUAUCCAUGGAGACAACCUUGCUAAAAUGUGCAUGCAUAUCAAAACAAAAAUUGCAGCUGAGCAGAAAAAGCCCAUUUGGAUUCCAGUGUCGCGGUCAUGAUAUUGACAUUUCAACUGACAGACAGUUUCAUUGCGUUCACAGUUUGUUUUUGGACCAAGCAACCCUAGCCAUUGGACUUGGUCAAGUUAUGUACACCUUAGUGCUUUGGUGUCAGUGGUGGUAUAGGUUUAGAUGAUAUGUGCCGGGACUGCGGAUCUGCAUUGCUUAGAAUCAGCUGUGCCAUACCUAUAGAUUAUUGCAUGAGCAGGAGUGCCAUACAAAAUUUAUGGAACGAAAUUGGGAAUUAUUUGAUUCCCUGAGUAAGAGCAAGGGUAUAAAACAAUCCCCAGGCGAAUUCCAUUAAUUUCAGGUGGUACUUAAGCAAAUGUGAUAAUUCUACUAUUAACUACAGACCGUAAUUUAUAGCAAACAUUAAGUAUGAUUGCAUUUGUUACACAAUCCAUGCUAAUAACAUUCAACAAGGUCAGUUACAGAGAUGAAGAAUUACUGAAUCAUACAUGUAGUAAAUAAAACAACAUAAAUCCAGCUACCAUAUAUUAAUUAAAUCCAUAAAGAAAAAAAGUUAGUCGAUGCAAGUUAAAAAUUUCAGAGAUACGUCAAUGUCCAUUUCACAAGCAGCAACUGCCACAAGCUUGCAGCUGCUAUACAGACUAGUGAUGACAGGUGUAUAAUAACAAUAUUGUUAUGGCCCAUGCCAUAAAGAUGGUAUGAAGUAAUAUGAUAAUUAUAUGUAAAGUAUGUGUGUAGUAAUGAAACGUAAUGUGUUUGAACGUAGCUCAGUUUUCUUUCGUUGCAUCGAUGUGGACCACUUGCCUGUGCUUUAUGUUUUCGUCCAUGUUCUGAGGUUGAUUUCUACUUGCACCGACUCUUGCAAUCACCAUUACAAAUAUUUUGCCAGACAGUCGCAAAUACCACUGAGUGUAGAACAUAGAUGUUGUUGCCCUUCAAAUAGUGUGUAUACCUUAAAGGACUUUCCAGUGUUACCAAGUGUCUUAAGCUUAGAUUACACUGUACGAUGUAACACAACUAUUGUUGAGUUGAGUCACGUCAUGUAGUGUAUAUGAAAAAACAGUCAUCUGUGAUUCAUUUUUAGUAGGCCCGACGCCAUUUGACACGACCAAACAUGUCCUAUUGCAGAUGAUAUCUGUCAUAUAGAGUGACUCACGACGAUAUGCUACCAUCCAGUUGAAUCAUAUAAUGUGAUGUAUGUUUUAGUGGCUGUAUGUUAAACAUAAUACAGCUGCCGAUAACAAUAAACUGUAGAGUCAUCACGCAGACAAAUCUUUCCUUCAACUUUCAAACAGAAGUCUUCAUAUAAAGACUUUAAAUAAAUGUUAUAAAAUAUUUGUUAUACAACCAACUUUAUUGUGAUAUAAUGCAGUAUAAUAAAUGCAAUCUUAAAAUGUAAAAUGACCAUUUGAUAUGAAGGUAAAUGUAAAUUUAUUGUACAUAAAUAUUUGAAAGCGUUAUAUCUCGAAUUAAAUUAGGCUCAAUUCAGAUGUAGAUAUGAGAGUUGGUUAUUUGGAGAUAUGCUUUGUUUUUGUACCAUGAAUUGACAAGUUAACUUAAUAAAGAGAGAUUGGAAAAUUAUUUUUUGGUUAACCACCAUUUUCAUUUAGUAGCAGUAAUAGAGCAGGCACUAAUCUAACUGGUGAAAUGUGUGUGUGUGUGGGGGGGGGGGUUGGGUGGUGGGGGGGGUCACCAAAAGUUAGCUUAAGUAACCAAGUUGUCAGCAGUAGUAAGAAGUCAAAUUUUGUAAAAAUCACACAAUAGACGUCAAGAUACUGACUUGUUUAUUAUGGCGUUUAUGAUGAUCUAAUACUGAGCAUGUCCACUAGUUAUUUCAGUAAAACUAGGAUUGAAAACUGAUUGUGGUCUGAAUUAAAGUAAUCUUUUACACAACUGCUGGUUCACUUUGCCAUCUUUUAUCAAACUUUCUUUUUUUCUGGAAAGGGAGAAGUCACUUGCCUCCUAUUUCAAUCCUAGAUUAGUGCUUGGUAGAGAAAACUAACACUUCAUAGCUAUUAGCUUUAUUUCUGAAUAAAAUACAACGAAAAGAUAUAUGGUUGUGAAAAUCGAACUACUGGUGAACAUUUAAUGUAUGUGUCAUAGUGUACAGUUUUUGUAGACUACUGUCUGUCUAAUUUAAUCGAAUCAUUACUUUCAGAAUCUUUCUCUCUAAGUUGUUAUAUGAUAGUCUAAUAGCAGGUAAAUAUUACCUAUGUAUAUUCUGGUCUGUACCACACAUCAGAAGAAAGGAAUUCUUUAAUGGAUAUUGUAAUGUGAUAUUUGAACAUUUGCCACUUAAAACAAUCAUGCUUGUGUGUAAAUGUUAUCAUUAUGUGAUUCUUUUGUAGAUUUUCUUAGUAGAACAAAUUAGAACUGUUGUUAUUGACAGAAAGUCAACUUAUUUUGAAGGAUGUUUUUAUGUAGGUGUUAUUUACUCUGAAAUUCGUCUUCACUGAGACUAAUAGUUCAUUAUUGCCUUAGAUCAUGACUUCGUCUUCAGUUUUUAUUGUAUUUUGUGUUAUAAAACACAUGAAUUUUCAGAAACAGUUGGAUUAAAAGUGUUCUAAAUUGUAAACAUUUAUUUCUACUCCACUGUAAAAUCCACUGGUGUUACUUGAAUGGUGCAAAAAUGCUUGCUAAAUUUUUUUAGUUUUUACUUAAUAAAGUAAAAUGACGGUGACCAUAGGUGUAAGUUGUUUGCCAUUCACAAAUAUGUAAAAUAAAAAAUGUGUGGUAGUGCCAACAAUCCUGUUGCAUUGAGACCGAAAUGGUGGAAUAAUUGAUCAGUUGUUGUGUUCGUUCUGUUUGUAUUAUGGCACAGUUUGGUGCUAGUUUUGUGUUGUGAGGUCACCAGACACAAACCUGCUACAAGUAUUUCCUACCAGCUCUAGAAUAAACAUGAAUUUCUGGCAGGAUGGUAGACAUAUAUUAUAUCAUUGUUUACGGCAACAUAAAGUCUGGUUUUCAUCACAUUUAUUUAUUGCUACAAAAGAUAUGCAUCUCUAUAAUUUGUUCAUGUUCUGUGAUGUUUGUAAUUUAGUCAUUGUUAGUGGCUGGUACAUGAAAUCAUGCUUGUGCCUUUUCUUGCUCACCUUUUCUGUAAUUUUGUAUUUGUUAUUAUUCAUAAAAUACUAUUGGUUGCC
Molecule: messenger RNA, 9707 nt
Organism: Gigantopelta aegis
Lineage: Eukaryota; Metazoa; Mollusca; Gastropoda; Neomphalida; Peltospiridae
Product: disks large homolog 5-like
Exons: 26
Coding region: 352-6594 (2080 amino acids)
Biological process (GO): regulation of apoptotic process
Molecular function (GO): protein binding
Source: RefSeq, a predicted model, not a curated record